UCCCUUUAGGUUGCUCCCUGCGCUCCUCCUUCUACUCCCUCCAGAACUCUCUCUCCCCCCUCCCCGCACCCUUUCCUGCCCUCCUCCUCCCUCUCUCAACUCCUUGGGAUGUUUGAAGGACUGGGUAUCCCUGCAGGCAGUACUCAGUGUGUUUGGUGUGUUCAGUGUGUGGAUAGCCGAAGGAGCAGAAUGGCACACAGGGGCUGACAGCAGGGGAAAACAACCGAGGUUAAAUCAGGUCUGAACAGGGAUCAAUCUGGACUCUGACUAGCCAAAUUAAGUUAUAUUUUAUACCGUAGGAAAGCCUGUAAUACUGUAGGUAAGCCUGAAGACAGAUUGGAAACCUUGAAGUGCAGAGAUGCGCUGGGUGUGCCGUCAGUCUUGCCCAGCUAUGUGUCUGUGGGCUCUACUGCUCCUGGAGGUGGUUCCAGCACAAUCUUACCGGACCCCCCACGACAAGGACAAAGACCAGGACCGGCAACGGGACAGGGGACAAGAUCUUGGGGACCAGUAUCAUGCAGACCCCAGGGAGCACCACCGGGAUGCUGGGGAGGUGAGGAGGGGGGAGUGUCGUCGGUGUUGUGACACGGGAGAGGAGCCCCCACCUCAGUAUGCCAACACUCAUGUCCCGCCACACUACCCUCAGUACCAGGUGGUGCCUCAGAUCAACAUCACCAUCCUCAAAGGUGAGAAAGGGGACUCAGGGGAACGUGGCCCCUAUGGUAAAUCAGGGAAGAUCGGCCAGAUGGGAGUGCGAGGCCCCAAUGGCCUCAAGGGGACCAAGGGGUCCAUAGGGGCCUCCGGGGAGUCCUGCAAGGUCUACUACGCUGCCUUCUCUGUGGGCCGCAUGAAGGCCGUCCACUCCAACGACUACUACCAGACUCUGGUGUUCGACACGGAGCUGGUCAACCUGUACGGACACUUCAACAUGUUCACAGGCAAGUUCUACUGCUACAUCCCUGGCAUCUACUACUUCAGCCUGAACGUGCACACCUGGAACCAGAAGGAGACCUACCUGCACGUGAUGCACAAUGAGCGGGAGGUGGUGAUCCUGUACGCCCAGCCCAGCGACAGGUCCAUCAUGCAGAGCCAGAGCCUCAUGCUGCAGCUGGAGCCUCAGGACCAGGUGUGGAUCCGACUCUACAAAGGAGAGAGGGAGAACGCCAUCUUCAGCGAUGAUUUUGAUACCUACAUCACUUUCAACGGACAUCUAAUCAAGCCCAAGAGCGAGGUGUAGGGGGUUUGUGUGUGUGUGUGUGACAUGUAGAGGAUGCGACAAGUGACAAGUAUGAGAUCAAAUCUAAUGUCAAGGAUAUUUCAAUCAAAUGAGCAUUUGUAAAACAUGGUGCUUUAAUUAAAAUCUUGAACUUUUCUUGGUGCUCUACAGACACUAGGGGAAGAAUAAAAAGUUGAAGAGGUAUAUACAGUUAUAUCAUGCCUUUGUCAGUUUUGUGAAAACAAAUUAGUUAGGCUUGGUGCAAUUACUAUACCACAGUGCACUUCAUUCCGUCACAGUAAGAAACAUUCUGAAGAUCAAAUAAAAAAUAUAAAAGACUUGUAAAGUACGAGUAACAAGCUAUUUUAGUGAGUAAACAGAUAGUCGAUUGCGAUGCAGCUCUGCCAUGGAAAAUCCAUCUUAGCUUCCUGUGGCUGUGUGAGUUGAUGACAGACAAUCAAACCAUUUGUUUCCUAGAACCUUUUGACAACAGCCAAUCAGAUUAGCCAGUUCCAGAACGCUAGUUGGUCUCCAAGGCCAAGGAUCGGUCUGGGCCCGGGCCCUUUUCCAAACCAAAUAUUUAACCCCGGACUCAGUUCCAAUCAAAAUAUCCCUGCCUAUCCCCAGACUACUGGCUGGAUCCUGCCUUGCAAAGUGUGACAGAGAAGGGCCAAACUCUCAACCUUGCCUCUAAGCCUCACCUCCAAACUCCUUAUAUCCUGCCCUCUAAGCCUCACCUCCAAACUCCUUAUAUCCUGCCCUCUAAGCCUCACCUCCAAACUCCUUAUAUCCUGUCCUCUCAGGCUGAGCCAGGGGGGACAGAAGAGGACUAGAGAGGGUGGAGGAGCUGGGUUGGGAUUGGGCUCCAACAGGAAACACUUUCUCAAGUCCAGAAACAGUCUGACCAGAUGACAGGACAUGCCUUCUCCAGCCCCCAGUCGGACACAUUCUGCCAGCAGCCCUGUCUGAGAGAGCUGCUCAGACAACAUGUAAGCACUGAGAUACGUGAACGUGAUGUUGACUCUUUAAAU
Molecule: messenger RNA, 2247 nt
Organism: Osmerus eperlanus (European smelt)
Lineage: Eukaryota; Metazoa; Chordata; Actinopteri; Osmeriformes; Osmeridae
Gene: c1qtnf1
Product: C1q and TNF related 1
Exons: 5
Coding region: 359-1237 (292 amino acids)
Molecular function (GO): protein binding
Source: RefSeq, a predicted model, not a curated record